Molecule: messenger RNA, 3060 nt
Organism: Ceutorhynchus assimilis (cabbage seed weevil)
Lineage: Eukaryota; Metazoa; Arthropoda; Insecta; Coleoptera; Curculionidae
Source: the annotation of a GenBank genome assembly
AUGCCAGAGGCUGUGAAUGAUGGAGAAGCCGGCUAUCAUUCUUCAUGUUACAGGCGAUUUUCUGCUGUAGAUUUUAAUAAAUAUAAACCAAGACCAAAAGUAAAGCAUCCUCCAACUAAUGUGAGUGCACCUUUGCAUUCUUUGAUACCUUCUACCAGUGCUGGACAGCCUUCUACUAGUGCUGGACAGCCUUCUACCAGUGCUGGACAGCCUUCUAACAGUGCUGGACAGCCUUCUUUGACGUUAGAUUAUUGCUGUUCCAUUUCACCUUCCACGGCUACUGUUCACACUGCCGAUAUCGAAAGAGACCAAAAAAUUCAGAGAACAUCAGCAGAUGAGGGCGCGAACACCAGGCUUCUGAAAAAAAUGAAAACUAUUGCAACUGAAGUGAACGACAUAGAUGUUUUAUUGGAUUUAAGUUUCUACGUAGCUUCCAAUUCACCUUUUAUCUAUCAUAAAGUUUGCUACCGAAGUUAUCUAAACAAAAUGAAUAAAAAAUUAUCUGAUAAACAUACUGCCUGGCAUGAUCGUCGCAACCACUACAAGAAAGCUUAUCAAAAUCUUUGCGAAUAUAUUAAUGCGGAGAUUUUGUCCAAGAAACGUUGCGCAUUGUAUUCCGAUAUAUGCCAAUAUUUUCAAAUAAUUCUGAAGGAACAAUAUGAUAAUGUUUCCUUAGAUGUUGGAAUAUUUUGUACCAGUUACCUGAAAAAAAAAUUGCUGGCAACCUUUGGUGAGAAAAUUCAAAUAUUAGAAGUGGAGGGAUCAACGGUACUUGCAUAUGGGGGUAUUAAUGAACUAGCUGAUACAUUCAUUUCAAGAUUAAAAAUUAAUUCAAUAAUAAGGAAAGCCGCAAUAUCAUUAAGGGACGAAAUUAAAAAUAUUGACACUAAUACUUUACCAGAAGAGCUCAAUGCACAACAAUUGAUACAGGGUGAAUGCGAUAUACCCGAACUAUUAAUACUUUUUUGGUCGACAUUGUUAAGUGGUUUCGAUUUAAAAAAGAAGAAAAGUACCGAAUGUGAAAGGCUCGUUAAAUCAUUUUCUGAAGACAUGAUAUAUGCCGUUAGCAAUGGAGCUAUAAAAACGUCUAAGCAUAUCAGUUUGGGUUUGACUAUAAAAAGUCUCACCAAUAGCAGAAAAGUAGUGAACAUCAUGAAUCGGCUAGGACAUUGUUGCAGCUAUGGGGUUUUGGAGGAACUUGAAACGGAAGCAACGUAUUCGAGCAUGACUGAUACGCAAAUUUGUCCUCCAGACAUAAGACAAUUACCAAACUUACAUACCGGCCUCGCUUUUGAUAAUUUCGACCGUUUCGUGGAGACUCUGACCGGCAAAGACACAUUGCAUGAUACGGUUGGCAUCAUGUUUCAAGAUGUUGCUGAAGAGGACGAAGACAACAGUAAUGAGGCAUCCAAUUAUGAUGAGAAGAAAAAUAAAGAACACAGUGACGAACAAGCUAAUAAUGAAGAAACAGGAAAUGGAGAACACAGUGACGAUGAGAAGAAUAAUGAAAAAACGAAAAAUAAAGAACACAGUGACGACAAAACAAAUAAUGAAGAAACGGAAAAUGAAGAACACAAUGACGACGAAACCAAUAAUGCAGAAACGGAAGAUAAAGAAAACACUAAUGACGAAACCUGUACUGAGAAAGCUAAAACGAACUAUGAUGGAAAUAAUUACCAAUAUUCUAACUAUAAUAUUCUUGGAACUAGUAGAAGGGUUAUACGACAAACUCGCCGGAAGAGGCGUACUUUUGACGCCAUAAUCCCAGAUGGUAGAGCAGCGUCCGCGGAUGUGGCUAAUUUUUUAUUAAAUAUGGAGCAAAUUGGAAAACAAAGACGUCAGCAGUUUAUUCAAGAAUGUAGUGAAAAUGAAAGCAGGUUUGAACAGAGUAUACCAAGAGGCAAAAUAUUAAAUUUUAGUAGCAUUUCAAAAAAACAGACCAAAAGUCCUGACCAAACACGACCGGCAGAUUUCUGUACAGAACUAAGGAAUAUCAAAUUCAAAGAGGCUCUGGUACAAUUUAUGAUACGACACUGGAGUGGUCCUGAGGCGGAAAAAGUAAUACUCACCAGGACAGUUCGCUUGAAUUAUGAUCGGUGCUACGAGUAUAAAUUGUCGGCCAAUAUCUGGACGGCAACGGUUAACUACAAUUUAACUUGUAACGGUCAUGAAGAGGCCGAUACGAAAAUAGUAUUUCACGUUUGCAACCUUGAAUUGAAAUCAAAUAUUUUGAUAAGAUGUUCUGAUACUGACGUGUUAAUAAUAAUGCUGGCCAAUAUGAAGUUUUUGAAAACAAAUUUAACCAUAUGGAUGCGGCUUGGGGUUGGUAACAAUGUGAGGAAUUUAAAUGUUACAAAACUGUAUCAGCAAUUGGGUGAAACACUAAGUUGCUCGUUGGCGGGAUUUCAUGCUCUGACCGGAUGCGACCAGAAUCCAGCAUUUUGUAGAAGAGGAAAGCAGCGGCCAUACAAAUUGCUGGAGGCUUCAACGCGUUUCCAAAAUUCUUUCAACAUUUUGGUUGAUUCUUCUGAACUCAUAAUACCACAAACAUAUGCAACAUUGGAAGAAUUUGUUUGUCAUAUGUAUUGCUUGAGAAACAUGAAAAAUGUAAAUGACGCACGUAUAGGGCUGUUUUCUAAAGUGUACCAAACAAAAAAUUCGAAGGAGCGAAUUAUGAAACGCUUGAUGGAUUUCGACGCGUCGACCAUUCCACCCUGUCAAGCAGAACUUCGUCAGCAUUUGUCACGAAGUAGAUACAUAGGUCAUAUGUGGCGACAUGCACAUCUGAAACACCCGUUACAAAUAUUACCCUGUAGUCCAACUGAAAGCGGCUGGAAGUUGGAGGGAAAUAAAUUAGUAUUUAAUUGGUUUGAUGGUCCAGCAUUACCUACAGGAGUUAUCAGCGAUAUUGUUAUAGAUCGUGAAGAUAGUGAUGAAGACGAUGAUGAGGAAAUUUCCAAUACGGACGUCAAAUACGAAUUCGAUACGAGUGAGGAUGAUGGCAGCGACAAUGAAGACCUUGGCGUAGAAGAAACUACGAUUGGACCUGUCAAAAAAUGA